This is a messenger RNA of Stegastes partitus (bicolor damselfish), 1937 nucleotides long. Its product is annotated as trichohyalin-like. Lineage: Eukaryota; Metazoa; Chordata; Actinopteri; Pomacentridae. Bases 29 to 919 code for a protein of 296 amino acids. The transcript has 3 exons. The record is from RefSeq and is a predicted model, not a curated record.
AGCUGCUGUUUCCUGUGUAUCCGGAGUCAUGGGGAACGCCCACACCAUCUUCAACAAGACGCCCUACACCUGGUACUACCGCACCGGCUGGAGGGAAGACACUGACAAUAGGCUGCGAGGCCACAGCUCCGGCGAGUACCUCCACGCUGUGCCUCCGUUCGACAAAGUGUCGCUGAAGUAUGGAAACCACAGCAACUGGGACCUCCGCUGUUCAGGGGGCGGAGCUUCAUACGACCUGAGAGAGAGCGACGACCGCCAAAAGUUUGAGCUGGUCAACAACGUGUCCGGCUUCAUCGUCGACAGCUGCCCCAACUUUGCCCGACUCGAAGAGGAGCAGCGAGAGAAGGAGCGACAGGAAAAGGAGAAGGAAGAGGAAGAGCAGCGCGAACGCGAGAAACGGCAGGAAGAGGAGCGGCGGCGGAGAGAGGAGGAGGAGAGGAGGCGGCAGGCCCAGCUGGAACGAGAGAGGAGGAUCCAGCAGCAGAUCGACGAGGAGAACCAGGCCUCCCGCCGUAAGCUGACACAGGCUUACCAGGACCUGCAGGAGGAGCAGAACCUCCAAACUCGGACGUUCCACCAGCAGCAGACGAUCCUCCUGCACCAGCCGGUGGACGACCACACCGCUCAGAUCGACAGAGACGAGGUACGCUCUCUAUUUAUUACUGAUGACACACGGGGAGGGGAGAAGGUAGUUGGCAUCUGUUACAAGAGUUCCAGUAGAUGUUCAAAAUGUCUUCAAGAACCAAAAAUAAAAGAGUCUCAGUCAUCUAGGUCAUUGUAUCCUAAGAGCUUCAGUGGAAGGCAACUGGACUUCAUCUUAAGACUGGACUGGACUCAGAGUGAACUUCUCUUUUUGGUUGUUCAAGUCGUUUUGGUAAAUGUGGACUUCUCUUUUUGGUUGUUGAAGUCGUUUUGGUAAAUGUGGACUUCUCUUUUUGGUUCUUCAAGACAACCUUGACACCAUGGUUUCACUUUUUCUUUCUUUAAGAUGUUCUUGAGAACGUCUUAAAGCUGGACUAGUGUAACCCCUUCGACUCUGCGUUGUGUUUGUUUUAUUAAUAAUGAGUCGGAAGGCAGAACGGUAUUUUCCCAUUUAUUGGUUCACCUGGCAACACAAGAUCACUCUGGUCAGCGGGCUCAGGCGUCUCGUGCGCAGCGCUCUGCGAAAGGAGCAGCACGGUUAUAACAGCUCAUGUCCGCUAACUAGCUAGCUAGCUAAUUAGCGGACAUUCUCAAUCUCCCCAACCAAUGCACACAGACAAACGACACACAUAUCCACACAUUCCUGUGAACAUUAAUGUGACUGAUUACACACUCAUAUUUCCAAAAAUAAACAGAAUAAACUCAUAACACAACCAUUCAUGAGCUGGUGCUGUGCUCCGCAACCUACCUCAUGCACGCCUCUCGGGAACUGACGGCGCGACACACGUGACACACCACAGCUCCCGAGAGGGCGCCACUGAGCCGACAACCAAUCACAGCAAGUGGAAUUACAGAAUUACACACAUACAUACUGUUACACUCCCCCCUGCUAAAUUCCACUUGCACCCAAUUGAAAGAAAAAAAAGAAAGAAAAAAAUUUUUACCAGCAAAACAGACAACCAUGCCAGGCACAAGAACCCUAACAGCAAGCAAGUCACCAAAACACAGAAAAGAAAAACAUUGUCAUAAAAUAUGAAUCCUAUUCAUUUCAAAUGAGGACAGUUUCAGAAAAUUACAGUCACAGACACCCAGUAAUAAUACUACUCUUAGAAAAGUCAGUGUGAAAAGAAGUUGGCCAGACCUCUCUAACACACACAGGAAAAAACAUGCCUGUUACAUAUUUCAUAUACACUGUAACUGCAAAUUACCUCAAUAUAGGAAAAGAAAACACAGGAGAUUCCAUAAAACCCAUCUCUUACAUGAAAUAUCUCAUAAAAAAAACAAUACAUCUGUAA